UUAGCUUGUGAUCAAUUUUGCGUCGCGGGUGAACGAACCCGGCUUGCCUGUAGUCCCACAUGCGUAAAUUUGUUGCAAUGCCGACUUCAUGGUGUAUUUAGUUCGUCAACAAGAAAGCAGCGUAACCGCAACUUGAAAAUAAAUUUGUACCAUUAUCCCCCUAAAAGAGAAGAAUAAUGUCGGAUUCAUCCGAGGAGAUCGUGCUGACUACUAAAGACAGAUUUGAAGAAUUAUGCAUGAGUUUGAAUUUGGAUGAUGCCACGAAGAAAACAGCUUGGGAAUCGUACGAGAGGAUAUGCUUAAAUUACACGCUAGAGGGAGAUGACAUUCAGUGGCUUGCCUGUGCCCUGUACGUGGCAUGUAGACGGAGCGUUGUGCCAACCGUUAGCAAUGGCAUAGUAGAAGGCAACGGUGUGUCUCUGACUCAGCUGCUCCGAUCUGCCAAACUAAGUGUCAUCCAGUUCUUCAACAAGAUGAAGAAGUGGUCGGACAUGGCCAACCUGCCGCAGCAGUUCAGGGACAAGGUAGACCGUCUGGAGAGGAACUUUGCCGUCUCGACGGUCAUCUUCAAGAAAUACCAACCCAUCUUUUAUCAUCUCUUCAAGGAGGGGGACAACACACCCAGGCCCCCUAGGAGUAGAAAACACAGGAGACUGCCGUGCACAAGCCAAGACGUAUUUUCCUUCUGUUGGACCAUCUUUGUAUUGGUGAAAGGUAACUUUCCAGCCAUCAGCGACGACCUGGUGAAUUCAUACCAUCUCCUCCUCUGUAGCCUGGAUCUCAUGUUCGCCAAUGCGGUGCUGGCAAACAGGCGUGACCUCUUGAACCCUGAAUUCCAAGGCCUCCCAGAGGGCUACACAAGCCGUGACUACAGGGUCCCAUCGGAGGCCCCCUGCAUCAUAGACAAGCUGUGUGAGGUCCACGACGGGCUGGUCCUGGAGGCAAAGUCUAUAAAUGAGCACUAUUGGAAGCCUCAUAUACAGAAACUCAUAGACGACGAGGAUUUGGAAGGGAACCUUGAGAAGCUAUCCAACAUACUGGAUACCAAUAACUUUGAAUCAAACAACAAAAGCAUCUGCAAAAAUUACGAGGAGUAUGUUCUAACGAUCGGUGACUUUGACGAGAGGAUUUUCCUUGAUAAGGAUGCUGACGAGGAGAUCGGUACACCAUCAAAGUCUGCUGCCCUCAGGGAGACGGAGGAGGCCAUGAGGAAACCUACAGGCCAAAAGACCAAGGACCUCUGUCCACCCACGCCACUGACCAACAGGCGCUACCUCAAGGAGAAGGACCCCGAGAUCACCCCAGUGUCCACUGCCACCCAAGCGGUCAGCAAGCUCCAGGCCCUGCUGACCGGACGUAAGGUGGAGGCCAGCGAGCUUCUGGAGGGUAUCUUCAAGGACUGUUCAGAGAAUCCUGCAGAAGGAAUCGCCAGUAGAGUCAAGGAGAUGGGAGAGAUCUUCUGCCAAAAGUACACACAGGCACUGGAUGAAGGAAACGCCGGAUCACCACAAGACUUUGCCAAGCGAAGAUUAAAACUGGCCGAGAAUCUCUAUUACAAAGUCCUUGAGAACAUCAUGUUAGCAGAGAAGAGGAGAUUAAAGAAUCUCACACAUCUGUUGGAGCAUGAGCUUUUCCACCGAUCUCUCUUUGCCUGCUGUUUGGAAGUUGUCAUAUUCGCCUACAACUCUCAGAGGACGUUUCCAUGGAUACUGGAAGCCUUUGAGAUCCCUGCAUUCCAUUUCUACAAGGUCAUUGAACUCAUCCUCAGGGCUGAAGAAGGGCUCUCGAGGGACAUCGUCAAGCAUCUCAACUUUAUCGAGGAGGCUAUCCUGCAGGACUACGCUUGGCGCAGUGAUUCGCCCCUCUGGGACCUCCUGCAAGAGAGCAACCAGGGCGUGCCCACCUGCGAGGAUGCUACGAUACCGGGUCAGACGGAUGGAGGAGUAGCGGGAGGGGCAGGGGGAGGAGGAGGUGGUGGGAAGGGGGCAACCACAAGUCAGGCUACCUCGUCGUCUGGGACAACAAACUCCAGUCAGGGGCAAUCCCUCCUCUCCCCCAUCGUCCAUAAGAGGGUCGUCCAGCUAGGCGGAAGAACGGAAGCGAUCCUCCAGUCGCCCACCUCUGCUCACGAUAGAUUCAGCUCUCCGUCUCCAGGCAGCGCCCGACGUCGUCUCUUCACUGCCGAUGCUCCAACGACAUCGUCAUCUACGAGCACAUCCUCCAGCCCAACUGAAACGACCAUUAAAAUCACAUCCUCAUCAUCAUCAUCAGUGACCAGAGCAAUGACGUUCACAGAUGUGCAACCCACAACAGGUACCACGUCAAGCCCUACCACCUCGGCAUCAUCCACCAGCAACUCCACCGUUGUUGUCUCUCCAAGGAAACAACAAUUUGUUGUUGUCCAUGGCAUUCAAGGAAAGGACAGUACGGGUAAUGCUCGACUCAUCGUCAGUCCUGUGAAGGUCAUCUACACGUCUUCUCCCGCCAAGGCCAAGACUGCAGAAGGAGAGGCAGGGUCAAGCGGGACUACUGCCGUCCCAGUUCCCAGGCCCAAGAGAACCGGCUCCAUUGGUAUCUUCUUCAGGAAGGUGUAUCAUUUGAUGAACGUGAGACUGCUUGACCUCUGCCAUCGUCUCAAGCUUUCUGAUGACCUCAGACGUAAGAUCUGGACGUGUCUGGAGCACGCCGUCGUUCAUAAGACGGAGAUGAUGAGAGACAGGCAUCUCGACCAGAUCAUCAUGUGUACCAUGUACAUCAUCUGCAGGGUGACACAGAACCCCUGCUCGUUCCAGGAGAUCAUGCGCAGUUACCGCUUCCAGCCCCAGGCAUCCAGCCACGUCUACCGCAGCGUUCUCAUUCAAUCAAACCGUAAGAAAGAUGCCAAUGGGAACGGCUCUGUGAACAGCAGCAGAGGCUCGCCGGAACCCAAGACAAUGGAGACUCCAAUCCUAAUGCGAUCAGCUAGCACCUUGCCUGUCCCUCAGCCCAGCAGUGCCCCGCCCACUCCUACCAGGAUGGCUGGGACGGCCUCGACGUUUGACGAUGAACAUAGAGGGGACCUCAUCAAGUUCUACAACUCGGUAUUCCUUCAGAGCAUACAGGCUUUUGCUCUUAGGUUUGAAAAUUCACCCAACGGGGUAACGGAAAGGCUAGAAGCCCCGCCCCUCUCGCCCCUCCCUGUACCACGCCCUCACAUGCUGUCGCCAAGGAAAGUCUCCAACAGGCAUCAGUUGUACGUCUCGCCACACAAACACAUGCAGAGCCCGAAGAGUGGGAUGACCUAUGUCAUACAGAAGAGCCCCGCCAAGGUCCUGCACAACAUGAACAACAUGGUUAAAGCAAGAGAAUGCACUAAACGCCAGCUCCUCAGCGAAUCCCUCGAGUCCUCCAAGCGACUCUGUGUCGAUAACCGGAACGACUUCCUCCAGACACGCCUAGCGACGGUCAAGUCAGAGAGGGAAUCUGCUAGCUCAUGUAGGUAUUAAAAUCAAGGAAGAAAAAUGUCGGCAUUCUGCACUUUAUGAUCAAAAUCAUAGGGUUUGCAUAUGUUCGAGUACUGUGCACAUGUAUACUCUUCCAGGUUUUAAAUCAUAA
Molecule: messenger RNA, 3594 nt
Organism: Strongylocentrotus purpuratus (purple sea urchin)
Lineage: Eukaryota; Metazoa; Echinodermata; Echinoidea; Camarodonta; Strongylocentrotidae
Product: retinoblastoma-like protein 1
Exons: 21
Coding region: 177-3485 (1102 amino acids)
Biological process (GO): cell differentiation; negative regulation of G1/S transition of mitotic cell cycle; regulation of transcription by RNA polymerase II
Cellular component (GO): nucleus; transcription regulator complex; chromatin
Molecular function (GO): RNA polymerase II transcription regulatory region sequence-specific DNA binding
Source: RefSeq, a predicted model, not a curated record